CAGCCGCCGACGAGAUCGAGUUCCUCCAGGUCCCAGCGGUGGGCGCUGCGCCGCGAGUCUCGCCUCUGCACUCUUCCCGCUCCGUGUCUCUCCCGCCGUCGCACCGCGUGUCGGCGACUGUGGUGCGCAACGAUAAUAAGGAAGCCGCUACCCUCGAGCCAUUGGACCCUCCCAGACGAACCUCACUUGCCCGCCCUUCACCGCGGCCUUUACCAGCAAACACCCCUCACUAUCCUUUGCCACAGAGCGCUCGAGCACAAGGCUGCUCCAUGAAUUCCCCCAGCAAGAAGUGGUAGCACCCACCGCCCGCCCAACCGCAGCCCGCGCACCCUCUGCGGGACCCGCCAUGGCGUCGUCGAGCCUGCAGCAGAUGGCCCCGACGCUCAUCACGCGCUCCAAAACACUCCUGAAUAAGGACUUGCAGAAGAUAUGCAGGGCAGAAGGCGUAGCCACCAGCGGCGUCAAGAGCCAGCUGCAGUCGAGAGUGACGGACUUGAUAAACAAGUCUGUCGUCAACAACGACCACGCUCUCUUCAACCGCCUGCAACACCACAUCUCCAACGGCCCCGGCGCGCCUGCCGCGGAUUACGGCAGCUAUCCGCCGCGCAGUGCGACCGCAUCUUCUCCCAGCAUGCCCAGCGGACGCGGCAGCAUGGCCAAUGGCUACCAGCCGCCGCCCUAUCCCAACUAUCAGACGCCCGCGACACAAGCGCGUCCAAAUUACUUCUUCAAGGAGAGCCCGUUCUUCGAGAUCCGAGAGAUGCUGCUGAAUAACAUUACGCUCGACACCUCUCCCAGCCACCGCCAGAGUGUCAACAAGAAUCUGAUGCUGAACGACUCUCAAAGUGCUCGCUUGCGUUCGGACCCAACACUGCGCGUCUUGCUCUUUUGCGCCGUGGAACAGCCGCUGGCUCCUUUCACGCGCCUGGACAUUGCCUUCCCCAGCCAGAUAGAAGUGCGCGUAAACAUGGACGAAGUGAAGGCCAACUACAAAGGUUUGAAGAACAAACCAGGCUCAACUAGGCCAGCUGACAUCACUGCUUUUCUUCGCACCACUCCUGCAAACUACCGCAACUCGAUCGGAAUCACCUAUGCGUUGACGCACAAGAAAUACAAUGUCUUCAUUUACCUGGUGCGCAAACACUCAAUAGAGGAGCUCGUCAAACGCAUAAAGGACCGGAGUGUCAUUACCAAAGAGUCGGUUCUACGUGAGAUGAGGAAGAAAGCAGAAGACCCCGACAUCGAAGUUGGAGACAGCGUUAUGUCGCUAAAGGACCCCAUCUCGACUUUGAAGAUUAACACACCCUGCCGCUCCACCCUGUGCACACACAACCGAUGCUUCGAUGGCGAGUCUUUCCUUCAACUACAAGAACAAGCGCCAACUUGGACCUGUCCAAUCUGUAACAAGAUCAUCUCGUUCGAAGCCUUGGCUGUCGAUGAAUACGUGCAGGAUAUCCUCAAGAAUGUCCCCCGGAAUACGGACCAGGUGAAGGUCAAGGCUGACGGCCAGUGGGUAAACGAAAAAGAACCUUCAGCACCGAAGCGCCAAAGCAAUGGCAACGGAUAUGGCUUCGGCUUUGACGACGACGAUGAUGAUGAUAGCGAAGAAGGAUUGGUAGAGUUACCGGACUACCGCGUUGCAGCCAUCAAGAGUGAGGCCGUCCCAACACCGCAAUCUCUUCCAAGCAUCCGGACACCGCCAGCGCCAUCGAGAGAAGCAUCUUCAGCACCAAGGACGGGGAGUAAGCGCGGUUCUGAAGUUAUUGACUUGACUCUGUCGGACGACGAUGAGCCACGGCCAAAAAAGGUAGCGUACAGCACUCCCAAUAGCGUGCCAGAUCGGAUGCGUCAAUAUCAGAUGCAUUCCUACACUGUGCCCCAGCGAGAGAGUGUACGAAUGGACCCUCCCCUUGCGUACAGUCGUCAUUCAUUCAGUGGCUACCGCGACCCACAAUCCCACUCUCCACAGACGAGCUAUUCCGGCCAAGGAACCUCGGCCUACCCCGCGUAUAUAGAUAGCUCGCCGUGAGAUCUUGUACUUCCUCUAUCCUGUUAUUUCCACUGUAUGUUUAUGGACCUGCUAACACCACUAUGGGUGCGCAGAGAAGAGCCACUAGACCCAGCUACGCCUUACCGAAUCGAGCGAGGCAAUCCGGCACUUGAGUCGAUGCGCCGAUUGUUUGGCUUCGGUCGUUUCUAACUACUACUUCCCUUGUCUAUUUGACCUUAUCAAAUAUUUGGCGCACGGCGUAUUAGGAGGCUUGCAUGAGGCAGCCGAUGCCUGAAUCGACUUUGGUUGGGAUUCACGUUAUGAUCAGAGCGGAGAACAGCGGACGGGAGCAACGGCUAAAUGGCGUACGAUACGGACAGAGAGGAAUACCUUGGGCGUAGUAUCUGCUGCAUUUUUUUUUAUUUCUAUUCCAGCAUGGAAUGUGCACGGCCGAGGAGGUGGAAAUGAUGUCGCUAUCACCGCCCAAUGGAAG
Molecule: messenger RNA, 2483 nt
Organism: Paraphaeosphaeria sporulosa
Lineage: Eukaryota; Fungi; Ascomycota; Dothideomycetes; Pleosporales; Didymosphaeriaceae
Exons: 6
Coding region: 347-2029 (560 amino acids)
Biological process (GO): protein sumoylation
Molecular function (GO): SUMO ligase activity; zinc ion binding
Source: RefSeq, a predicted model, not a curated record